Messenger RNA from Vitrella brassicaformis, 2524 nucleotides. Lineage: Eukaryota; Vitrellaceae. The record is from the annotation of a GenBank genome assembly.
CACACACAAAUGCACACCAGCCACCACACACAAACGGUCCAUCUCUCAGAUACGAUGAAGGCGGCACCGACCUCGGUCGCAACUAAGAACACGCAAACACAUCGAUAAAGCGUCAGAUGGCUGGAUAAGGCACACACAACCACACCAUUUUCAGACCCAGAGCACACUCAGCCACCCAUUCGAUCACCCACAGCGUCCCCGUCACCAUCCGCUGUCCCCGCACCCCCCUGCCGCUCCUCCUCGUAUAUCAGCCGGGCCCCCAACAACGCCUCCAGGGGCCACCCGUCUUGCAUCCGCAGCCGCCGGGCAAGCGAAGGUACACUGGGGGCCUCCUCCGUCUGAGUGCGUGUUGAUGGAGCCGAGUCUUCCAGCGGCCGGCUGCCAGCAGGUGAUUCCACGCUGAGGGCCUCCUGCUGUUCUGUGCAGGGAUGGUUGCCUUGUCCCCCCCUGGCUGUCGGCCGCUUCUUCUUUCUCCGACGUGUCUUGGGUUUGGUCAUGUUGAUUGCCUCUCUGACAGGUACAAGCCCGCCAGCAGGGCCUUUAUCAUGGGCAGAGAGCGAUGGCUGGAUUUCAGAGGGGGCUGUCAGACCCACAGCAGCAGAUUGAGCGAGGCCUCUGCGGUAGGGCUGCCGUAAUGCAGGGCCACCACCAGCGGCGACAUCGGCCGGUGAGGGCAACGGACAGACAGUCUGCUCCUCGCCCCUCUGGCCGGCCACCGCCGCUGUCCUGGACCUCUUGUCUUUUCUUGCCUGCUGUUUCGCCGGGACGCCGGCUGCACUGCUGCCCUCCUGUGGCUGCUGCUGACUCGACUGGCCUGCUGUUGCCGACUCGGCUGGCAAGAUGCCGCUCAGGAGACCGACAGCCCUUUGUUGAAUCUCGGAACGGUUCGCCCACACCCGGAUGGAGAGAAGCUUCAGGUAGUCGCCGGCAAGCCAGGUGGCCGUGCUUCUGAGCAGCCACGCGCCUUUGGGCGGUGAGAUGAACAGAAGGGAGCAUGGGUAUCCCAGGUCGAAAGAGCGGAUGGUGGGGCCUUGAGCAACGGCCAUCACGAUGUCGCAGCAGACGGCGACCAGGAGGGCCGGCCGCAGCAGUCCGCACCACAGCAGAGGGAAGCCGACAGCGAGAUCAAUGACGCGGACGAUGGCAUGACCCAACAUAAGUGUUAAAAUUCCAACCCACUCCGGCAGAGACCUGCCGUCGCCAAGCUUCCUCGGCUCCCUUGUCCGAUUCACAGCAUAGUCGUAGAACUCUGCCCACAUCGUCCACAGCCCACAAACAGAGCUCGCCACCGUCAGCGAAGCGAGUGCCGUCACCAGCAGCUUCACGAGAUAGCAGCAGCCACCCACCAUGCCGACAAGACGGUGACAAAGGUAUUGCGGCAUCAGUCGCAGCAGCGCCGCCUUGCGUACGGAAGGCUCACCAACAACGGCACAACAACAAAAAAGGCCCAACAGCACAAACCGUGAGGCUCAGUGAGGAAAGCCAGCAGCAGGUGUAGGCCAAGCGAAAUCCCCAGGCACACUCGGACAAUGUCGAUGCCGAACUGAGUGGAGAGGAUGCUCAUGAGGCUCAUGACGGCAGUGAAGAGCAUGACAGCCGAGACCAUGUUCGGAUCCGACCACAAAGUGUGCCGUCGCUGACCAUCCGCGUCGCGCCGUUCCGUCCCUUGCUCAUAGCGCAGCCAAAGUCGCCAUAGCACCAAGUCCACAUCGAAGUGGAAGAAGAGGGCGACAAGGAUAAGGACAAUCAGCCCCGACAAAGCCCAAACAAUCAGCCGGUAGGUCGACCUGUAGCAGCCGUCGGCGAUAAGGGUCGAGCAGAGGAAUGCCAGCAGGACAAAGCCCUGCAGGUUCCUCAACACGACAAGACCGGGGGCCAUUCCCCCCUUCAGCACGCACGUGUCCCCCCAGGGCACCUUGACAUCCUGUCCCGCGUAGGUAACCCAAACGACCGCAAAGGCAAACCAAAGGGCGGCGCCGAGAGCCAGAGUGAGUAGAAGGAGCCACAGAAUGCCCAACCACCACAUAAGCUGCCCCAUCCAGCUCCUCGCGCCUCCCUCAACCUUAGCCGAUACCCCUGCCCCGCCGUCACCACUGGCACUUUGACCCAAGCCGGGGUCCGAUCCCUCGGCCGCGUCUGCCAAAACACGUGAACGAACACAUUAGCACGUCCACCGUCAGAACGAUGCACUGUGUGUGCGUGUGUGUGGAUGAUCCUCACCUGUGAGAUCGCCGGCCGUUGAGGCGCUCGGGAACGUCACAUAGUGUGUGGUCGGCCACCGUAGCCACGGCCGUGUGUGGGGCUGGUCAGGGAAGGGAAACUCCCGACGCCCACAUGUGGCCGCCGCGAGAAACCGAUUGACGCCUGUGUCGGUGUCAUUCAGCCACGACGCCUUUUGGAUGGGUGUGAGGGCCAACUGGAGAUAGCAAGAGCGGCACACGGCCAGCAGGUGGGCCAGAGUCUCGACGCUGUCCUCAUCAUCCUCAUCACAGCCAUCUGCUGCCCCCGACCCGAUGCCGUCAGC